AUGAAGGAGAGAGUGGGUUUAGCGACGCCCGGAUGCAUCAAUUUUCGCUUCUUGGAUAGUUCGCGGUGGGCUGCUGCUGCUGCAACGGCGCUGCUUUUCGUUGGGUCGCUGCAAGCGAAGAGCGCUUUCAGUUCUCCCACAGUCACGAGUAUCGGCACAAAGACUGCCAUCAAUGAAGCAGAGUUCCCGAAUUGGGAAGAGAUUCCUGGCAUGGAGCAAAUUGUUCGCGAAGCGCAGAGCUUGAGACCUCCUCGAGGGCUGAGGAACCUUGGCGACCUCUUCUAUUCAUCCCGGCCACAGGAGUUGGGAUGGGUGAGGACUGAAUGUGUCAUCGACACAAUUCAGGCAACAGCGUACCUGGGUCAAGCCAUCGUCUUUCUUUACAAGGCCAUCGACUACCAGAGCAUCAAGACUCCACUCAGGUGUUACGAUUUCUCCCCCAGUGGCUGCGCUGCCAGUGUGGCUGGCUUCGUGACAUCCCUCACUUGGGUCGCCACCUACCUCUCCUUUGCGGGGAAUGCUUGUGCCCAGGCGGUGAACUCGGACGCCAUUUGUGUUGGGGACUUCCUUGCCCUGAUGGCCAACUUUGGUGAGAUCGCUUCUGCCGGCGCCGCGGUAAAGGAUGAUUGCAAACCCGGCCUACGCAGCAACCUGGACCUCAUUACCAAUCGCCCGCGCGUCACUCACGACUGGGCGCAGUUCAUUCCAGCAGCAGCAGCCCCGACUGCCGAGCUGAUCGUUGCUGUCAGGCACAACCGAACUCUGAGCCGCAACCGUGCAUUUGACAUCACUCAGUGCGUCAUGGACGUGACCAACAUGCUCGUGUUCAUUGUCCGGGCAUUGCUGCAGGUCCAAUGCACCGACUUUGUGAAGGGUGUACUUCAAGGAUCAUGGGGCCUUUAG
Messenger RNA from Symbiodinium sp. CCMP2456, 903 nucleotides. The record is from the annotation of a GenBank genome assembly. NCBI's taxonomy places the organism in Eukaryota, Dinophyceae, Suessiales, Symbiodiniaceae.